Colletotrichum gloeosporioides is the source of this 1020-nucleotide messenger RNA. RefSeq lists its product as uncharacterized. The coding region runs from base 1 to 1020 and encodes 339 amino acids. Lineage: Eukaryota; Fungi; Ascomycota; Sordariomycetes; Glomerellales; Glomerellaceae. The record is from RefSeq and is a predicted model, not a curated record. The transcript is spliced from 2 exons.
AUGGAGCAGUUAUUUUACAUGUCAAACGCGUCAUUUUCCACGUCAAAUGCCCUAGUGAAACUAUCGAUCCUAUUACAAUACCUCCGGUUAUUCAAAGGCCGCAUGCGAAACCUCAGAGUUGCGACAACGAUGCUGAUUAUCAUCGUCUCGAUGUGGGGCUUCGCUUUCUCCUUCAUGGCGUGGUUCCCGUGCUUCCCAGUCCAGCAGUUCUAUCGUCUAGGUUCAGAAUCGAACUGCUACGGAUACGGCUCCACCAACUCGAUGGAAGUUUACAACGUAGUCGUGUCAUCUAAUGCGACAAAUAUGGCUUUGGACUUUAUCAUUCUUGUCCUGCCUAUCCCUCUUCUAUUUAGCGACGACACUAUUCGACGAACAAAGUUGGGCCUGAUGGGAUUACUGUUCAUCGGAGCAUUAAUCAACGUUAUAGCAGGAGGGCGCAUCGUCGCCAACAGGGCGACUUCAGAUCGAGAGCCCGAUCCGACGAAAUCAUUCCCGACAAUCAUAUUACUUGGAGAAACCGAGAACCGAUUAUCACUGGCGUUGGCAUCAAUCCCCGUGUUUUGGCCCGUCGUCACCAAGACAUGGAACAACUUUAUCUACGUUACGCGCGAGGUCAAGGUUGAGAGCACGUCAAGAGAGUUUCCGAAUCAGAUGGAAUUGGGUCGAAUCAGCCCGAGAGAUCAUCACGGUGGGAUGGCGCGCAUUACUACCGAAGACGAGACAACAGAAGCCGGGCUACGACACCCUGGUCGACUCGGUGAAAUGGACCGAUAUGUCAGGCAGCUGAUCAGUCCGUUUGCCGAGAAUCAAAAGGAAGAUUCUACUACCUUGACAACGGAACUUAAUCGUAGCUUUACAGAGGAGUUGGAAGGACAUAAUCUGGAUUUUGAGACCAUGCCGGAGAUGGCUAGAUUCAGGGAACCAUCGAUGAACGUUGAGUCACGGGGUCCUCCAAUAGCAGCAGGUGGACAAAGGGCAGGACAUGACCGGUUGAACGUACAUAACACAGAGAAUGUUUGA